UUGCUUACAUGCGCUAUCAUUUGUUUGCUUCAGAUAACAAAACAACUGGAAAUGCAUCUCUUUCACUCUCUCCAUAUUUUAAUGGUUACGGCAACCAUUGGAACAGUAGCUGCAAAUGAACCAGCAUGUUCAAGAUUUGACUACGAGGAGAAACUAUUAGCAAAAGUAGUAAGAAUGGAGAUUAAAGUUGAACAAAUGGUUGAGGAGAUAAAGAAAACCAAAGACAGCGCGAUGUCUACAACUACGGAGAUAGCACAGCGAGUGGAAACUGUUGAAAAUUAUACCACCCAUCUUCGGGAAGAUAUCAAAAGCGUCGUCGCGGAUACACAGGAAAAACUUAAGGCCACUAGAUUAGCGGAGAUACCAUCGGUUCCAGUCGUGGCUUUCAACGUUCGUCUUUCGAAGUCAGUCACUGUGAGUACGAAUGGCAUUGUCAUUUUUGAUACUGUCUUACUUAACGAAGGUGAAGGCUAUAACGCAGCUACCGGUAUAUUCACGGCACCACACAACGGACUUUACUACUUCGCAGCCCAUGUAUGCAACAGAGGUAAUAAGCCUGUACAAUACGCAAUAAUUGUCGAAAAUAAUCAGAUAGCAACUAGUUCACAAUAUGAUAAUGACAGUGUUUACAGUUGUAGUUCUGUGACCACCGUUGCCAUAGUAAAGUUUGCAGAACGAGUGUGGAUUAAAAGUUUAAUAAGUUCGUCAGACAUUUACUACGACAAUUACAGAUGGAAUUCAUUCGUAGGUGCACUUUUGAACAAAUGAAUAUUUUAUACCUUGAACCGGGUUUUCCUUCGUAACGUAUAUUUGUAUAAAACAGCGCAAUUAAACUGUUUAAAACAGUUCGUGUUGUAUAUUCUAGCAUUUUGUCGAUUUUAGGAGAAUAAACGUGAGUUAAAAGAGAGAUUUCUCACUCUCACGCGCUGUACAUAAGCAUGUUCCGUGGCAAAGCGUAAACAUACGAAAUUUUACAUCAACAUAAUGGAUAAUUUAAAAGGAAAUGACUGGAACUUGAUCAAACAAUGCUGACAUUCCCUAGCAUGGACAUUUAAUGACAUUGAUGGACAAUAUAUUCAUUUUAGGGAGUCUUUUUACAUAUGGUAUGCUGGAAUAGCGUUACGCAUGAUAAUAUCUGCUUGAGCACUAACCAGUUCCUCUUAGUUCUAUAGACGUUAUAUCAUGAAAAAGUAUGCGUUAUCCUAUACCAGCGUAUACAUCGUGAUGCUCUUUCUAUACAGAUGUGCUCAGAUAUUUAUUUAUCAAUAGGGACGGAUAUAGUUCAUCAGAAAAAAAAAGUACCGGUACCUCUGACAGAUUUAUUAAGCUUUUAAUCAAGUAAAUUGGAUAAUUUUAUGUGUAAUCUAAACAGUAACCAUCUCGGAGUUUAGAAUUAAGCAGUCUAUUCAACAUAUUCUAUAUUAGGAUUUUAAAGUCAUUUGAACCAUGCCUGUUAUGUAAAGGUUCCUGAAAGUGACUGGAUUUACCUUCAUAACUAUUGUCGUUUAGUAGCGUAUGGCAGUCUUAAAAGGUCGUCCCGAACUUACAUUAGUGUUAUUAUUAUUACUCAUACUUUGGGGUUUCUGAGUUCAUUCAAAAAUAUUCUACAAUUAUACUAUU
Mercenaria mercenaria is the source of this 1620-nucleotide messenger RNA. Its product is annotated as complement C1q tumor necrosis factor-related protein 2-like. Gene Ontology annotation, molecular function: protein binding. Bases 52 to 768 code for a protein of 238 amino acids. The transcript has 2 exons. The record is from RefSeq and is a predicted model, not a curated record. NCBI's taxonomy places the organism in Eukaryota, Metazoa, Mollusca, Bivalvia, Venerida, Veneridae.